Pocillopora verrucosa is the source of this 1255-nucleotide messenger RNA. RefSeq lists its product as uncharacterized. NCBI's taxonomy places the organism in Eukaryota, Metazoa, Cnidaria, Anthozoa, Scleractinia, Pocilloporidae. The record is from RefSeq and is a predicted model, not a curated record.
UGUUUUAAAAAGAAGUCCAGUUAUCCAAGAAAAUCACAACCGCAAGCAGGGCCUCAAAGAGAACACGAUUUCGGACACAAGAUUACCUUACCUUUCAGCAAGUAACCUUCGGUCUUCAACGAACUAAGGGUUUUCAAAGAAUCUUCAAUUGGUCUACUAUAACUUUCCUACGGAGUUAAAGAUGAUGAGCCUAGGGCUGAAGAUGCAGUUCCUCGCCACUUUGAUAUUUCUGUACGUUGAGAUUCCGCCAUCUUUAGGGCGCCGAUGGAACGUACCGCAAUCUCCUCCUACGUUGUACAAUCGCCUUCGCCCAAUUUCCCAGAAGUCAAAAAUUGCCGGCAAAGAAUGCAGUCUCAUUGUCGACGAGAUCCCUGAUCAUCGCAGUAGAGGAAAAUUGCGACCCCUUACCCGACUUUGCAUCCGUCUCAAUGACAUCGAGCUGAAAGCCAGGCUUCGACAGGUUGGCGACUUCAACUCGCGUUACAUGGCAAUCAACGAGACAGAUGCCAGAAGACUUCGGGACAAGCUUCCAAGCAAAUUCUAUCAGAAUAACAAAUCGCGUGUGGGUCAAAGCGGAUUAACUCGCUUAUGUACGGAACGUACUAUUGUCACAAGCCUGCCAGAAGGAGUUUUCCCCAGAUUUAUCAGAGAAGUCAAAUGUGAAGGUGACAGCUGCCUCACGAAUGAGGGACGAUGCAUUCAGCGGUUCAUGGAGUUUACAUUUAUUCAUUUCACUGGGGAAUAUGAGUUCCAUGAAACCGUUAGUUAUUGGCCACGGAUUGAUAUUUACACCGAGGUAUGGAAUCCGUAUACGCAAGAAAUCGGUAUUUGCUGCGAAUGCCAACGGCUGAGCCUGGGCCGGUAGUUCCUUGGCUAUUAAGUAGGCUGUUUUCUCUUCGCUACUAGGCGUGCGCAACCUGGAAUUCCUUCUCCUGCUGUUUUUUCUUCCGUCGACUCGACUUUUUUCCACAUUGAAGAUUGGAAUCUUACACAUCCAUUUUCAAAAUAGACUAGAGAUGCAACAUUUUAUUUGAUUUUUGACUCUAGAUGUAAAAAAACCUAACAGUAGACGGUACUACUUUAAGAUGAUUUUGUUUUAUAAAUUAGGCACCGUAAAGAGUUUCUGAAGCUUACGUUUUGAGCGUUAGCUCCUCUUCAAAACAAAUAUAAUCAUAGUAAGCCUACCUCGCGAUUUUGUGGUUAAUAAUAGUUGCUGUUUUAAAAGUAAGGCAGGUUUUGCUGCACAUCGAAAAUA